This is a messenger RNA of Chara braunii, 5326 nucleotides long. Lineage: Eukaryota; Viridiplantae; Streptophyta; Charophyceae; Charales; Characeae. The record is from the annotation of a GenBank genome assembly.
ACAGUCGCAGCCUUUUUCACCACUAGCACCAAGUGCGUCUGCAAAGGCAGAAGAGGAAGAAGGAAAGGGACACUAUAGCAUUUGGGACCCCAUGAGUAAAAAAGAUUGUCACCAACGUACUAGCAGAAUUGGACGCGGUGAUACAAAGGAAGGUGGUAAUGGCGGUCCAAAGAAAGGCGAAGGAGGUCGUGGUAGAGGAAGGUGUCCAGGAAGGAUGGGAAGAAGAGGAGCCAGUGCCCCAACACCUCUCGAAGACACAACGUAAGCAGCGCAACCUAGCUAAGGGAGGACAAGGCUCUGGGAAGGGGCAGGUGCCCCAAGCAGUGGUAGUCGCGCCCCCGAGUGUGUCAGCCUCGUCAAGUAGUGCGGGUCCUUCGCAAGUACCGGUACCGCCAUUCAGGCAGUGGCCAUGGCCUAUAUUCAAUACAUAUGUGCCUUGGGGAAGUGCAAGCCCAGCCUGGACAAGUAGUGCCAUACGCUGGGCCCCAAACAAGUAUGCCGCCGCUCAGGCUCAACCCACGGCGCCGCCUCCGUCGCCUGCACCAAGCUCACAGGGUACUGUGGCGGCCAGAGGUAAUCAAGGCCAAGGGAAUCAAGGAAAUGGAGGGAGAGGCGGUGGAAGAGGACGCAGCAGGAAUGGCGGGGGCCGAGAAGGUCAAUGGGAUAAUCAAGGUUACCAGGGCCAAGGGAAUCAAGGUAACCAAGGUAAUCAGGGGAACCAUGGAGGAGGAAGGACCCGUUUUGAUUGGAGGACCACCACAUGCCAGCAUUGUGACAAGCAAGGCCACACCAUACGGUUCUGCAAUACGAGACGGGAAGAUGAGAGAACGGGACUGGUCUAUUCUACCAUGGAUGGAGACAUAUAUGAUCAGUUCGGAGAGUAUAUCGAUAGGAAGGUCCCUGGUGGAGUAAGGGCGGAGGCCCAACGGAAAGUGGCGGCACGGCAAGCACCUCCUGCCACGUUCCGGUUAUGGCAGGAGAAAGAGGACCCACCAAUUAGAGUAGAAGAUGUGGGAAGUGACGAGGAAGUGACCCAGAGGCUAUGGGAAGGGGUUAUAAGAGAAAGGCCCAUAAUCGCCGAGUCAGAGGACGAGAGUGAGGAGGAAAGGGUAGAGCCCGCAUCGGUCCUGCUGGGGAAGAUGGAAGAUCUGCUGGACAAACUGAGGAGAUACAAACAAAAGUUGGUAGGUUUCUGCGAAGAAGUGAAGGAGUGGAGGGCUAAUCUCCCCAAGGUUUUCCUCUAUGAUUCUGGCCCAGAAUCCAUGCCAGGACGACCCGGGGUGGCCACCGUGGGGUCAGGCCCUCGGUCGGGAAUGAUGACUAGACCUCCUACACCGCAAGGAAGGUUGGCGCAGGCUGCCCAAACUCGAGGCCAGGCUAAGGCCAGUGCAAGUCAAGGACCUCCUCGAAAGGACCCUGAGCCAGAGAAGAGGAAGGAAGCUGUGGAAGUAGAGGAUGACGACGAGGACGAAGAGGAGGAUGAGAGGCUGCGCCAAGAAGAAAAUCAAAGGGCGGGACAAAGGGCCAGGAAGAGGGAAAGCCGAGAGGAAGUUGAGCCGGUUUUGCGCGAUGUGCCGCCUAAGAAAAAGAAGUAUGCAGUCCGGUUAGAAGAAGGGUUUGAUGUCGAAAGGGUGAUCGACAGGCUGCUUGAAGGCCAUAAUGAUCUUAUGACCCUCAAGGAAGUCCUGGCGUCCGCCCCAAGGCUCCGCAAUGAGCUGAAAGGAAGACUGUCGAGGCGGUUGGUGCCGAAUGUCCAUCUCAGUGUAAUUCUGCCAAAGGAGAGAAUGGGCAGAACCAGGAACGAAGAUGGACUGGAAGUGUGUGGCAUGCGGUAUAGUGGACCUAGUAGUGAAAGGUUCCAAGACCUUGACAAAGUCCUAGGCUUGCUUGAGGAGCAUAACCUUACAACAAGUGGAGCCAAGUCCAAGCAUUGCAUGAGGGAAGCUACCAUUUUGGGAUUCGUCUGCAAUGAGAAUGGUCGGCGGCCAGACAUUAAGAAGACGGACAAGAUAGUUGAGUGGCCAGUGCCAUUCCACUCGAUAACAGAUGUUAGGAGCUUCCUUGGCACGUGUGGCUUCUGGAGGACCUUCGUCAAAAACUUUGCUGCCAAGACAGAGCAAUUGAGGAAGCUAGUUCGUCAGGAUCAAAAGUGGAUUUGGGGUGAGGAUCAGGAGAAAGCGGUGGCAGGAAUGAAGGAAGAAUUUCGAGAAGGAGGGCUGGUGUUGGGAGCGCCGGACUAUGAUGCCACGAAGGGCUAUGAGAGGAAGGCCAAACUAGUACUCAAGCCCUUUGAAGAAGAGGACCCUUGGGGUGGCAAGGGCGUCCAAUGGAUGAUGAAGCUGACAAUCGCGGGCAAUCAUAGUCUGGUGGAAGAGAUAAGGACGAUAGAAGAAGGUCCGGAACGGGUAAGGAGGCAUGAAGAAUUGAUGGGGGAAAUGUACCUCCUCGUCAAUACACUUCUUCACGAGUCCUUUGACUUGGUAGGCUCGUUAAAUCCGGCUGAGGGAGGAGAUGCUGUGCUAGAAAGCCAGGAUGACGAGUUUGAAGAGGGGGAGAUCAAGGAGGCGUUCCGUGCAGAGGAGUACGAUGGAAUUUACCUGGAACUGGGACUUCUCCUAUCGUGCGAGAUGCGGGACAGGGAUGCAAGCGAUAGGGCCCAGAGGAUGAGAGAACGUUACUUGCGAUCUCGUUUGAGGCUGGGAGAGCCGCUGCAUCCAAGGUUGGAAAGGGAAGUAGGGGCCGUGGUACAUCUCGACUUGUUAUUUAUGCCCCUCGGAGAUCAUGGCUACAAUUACAUCUUUGAUGAGCGUGAUAACCUAUCUGGCAUUGUGGAUGGGCGGGUCAUUCGUACGAAGACUGGGCCAGUCCUGGUUAGCUACAUCGAGGAGUACUACCUACAUUAUCCUUUUGUCAGAGAAUUCGUAACGGAUAGAGGAUCGGAGUUUACCUGCCAGGAGAUGCAGAAGUUGUUGUCAAGAUACGGUGUGGUAGCUAAUUACACCACGGUCGUGCACCCUCAGGCAAAUGCUCCUGUGGAGAGAGGACACAACACCAUUACGAACCUGUUGGCCAAAUGGACUGAAGGUAGGCCCAAUCAAUGGCCAAGGUCUGACUUUGCGAAGACAGCCAUGCCAAGAGGAGGGAGGGGGACACGGCCGCCACGGAGGCCGUUGGGAGCAUCAAGAGGAUAUGAGCGGCAUGGGCCUCACCACCGAGAGAGUACGCCAGUGUACGACGAUGGAAAUAUUGAGUUGUUCCUGGACGAGUUUUGGGGGUACGCACACCAUAUGGGCUGGACCAUGACCCAAGCAAUCGGGAGGCUGAGAGGAGUUGGCAGAUUCGUAGAGCCCAUUGCACAGAUCCGUAGGGAGGUGAGGAUGAGGCCAGAGGUGGAGGCAAGGAUGCAGGAGCUGCGACCAUCGCCUGUGGGACCUGACGGCAGACCGAUUCGCCUGGAGAUUGGGAAUGCAGAGGAGUUCAUCCCCACGCCCUUGGCCAGGCAGAUCAGGGACAUGGCCCGAGAUUGGGAGGGUUGCAGGGCGCACUUGACAGAGGCAUUCCGACGGCCAGAGCCGCCUCAGCCCAGAGUAGAGAGACGCCUGAGGAGCAGGAGGCAGAGGGACCCUGAGCCCACAGAGGCCAGGCCAUCGCGAAGGGGACGGAAGGCGCUCGCCAGGAGAGAGGAGGAGACGGUACCUGAGACUGAGGGGCAAGGGGCAUAUCCUGAGUGCAGGUUAGGACCGGUGGAGUUCCAUCGCUUUACCGAGGAAGGACAGGGAGGGUCUCCACUGCAAACACGGGAGGAGGUGCCGACAUCUGGAGAACCACUGCAGGAGUUGGAGGCACACUUGGACGUCUCCCAGUGGAGAAUGCCGCCAGUAAGUGAAAGGCGUGACGAGCCAGCCGAAGAGGGGCUGCGAGAGGAAGUUCAGAGCCCUGAGCAUGACAGGAGACCAAGUACUGAGAGAGGACGUGCUGAAGAGGAGGUCAUAGAGGUUGAGGAGGAUACUCCCCCUCAGACGCCGGCUGUGGGACUGAGACUUGGGAACCCACCGGAGGACGCACCCAACAGAGGAGAGAAGUCACAGAAAGAGGAGGUCCCACCACCACUACCAGAGAUGGUCCCGUCGCCAAGAGGAACGGAGGAAGGAGAGACUGAGAAAGCUUACCGGAGGAGAGAGGCCCUUGCCAUGAUCGACAAACAUCUUGCGGCACACGCCUUGGAGCACCCUGACCUGGAGGAGCCUGUGCCUGUGGAGCCACCCCAGGAGUUGCGUCAGGCUGAGAGAGAGAUGGGAGCAGAGAUCCCGGAGAGAGUCGGUCGCCGCAAGAGAGAGAGAGUACCAGCAGGGGAAACGACUGAGGAAAAUCGGGCCAGAGUAGGGAGGUGCUUGGAAGAAAUUUGGCAAGAGAAGCAGAGGUUGGAAGAGGCAAGGACACUCUCGGAUCCGCCCCCACCACACAGGCCGUAUGGAAUCAAGGAAAUAUGGGAAGAGUUCCUUAUCCAACAUCGCAAGGAAUUGACGGCUCCAGACAAGGCGAAAGUCGAGACCUCGAAGAAAGCGGAUGAGUAUUUGGACCGAAGGAUCCGAUCCCUGUCCAAGACAUCCUUCGACAGAUACAUGAUGUUGGAAGCUGAUCUGAGAGGGAAAGAGAUGAGGGAGACAAGCCAUGGAGUGUGUUUGUUGGCCGUCGAGGCUGAGGUCCGCGAACUCAGAGCAUUGGUGGCUAGUCAAGCCGCCAUCAUUCACGACCUGAGACAACAGCUUCAGGGUAGAAUGGACAGGGCAGAGAGCAGUCGACAGGGAGAGCAGAGGCAGCCAGAGCCUGACUUAUCAGGGCAGCCAUCCGCAGUUGUACCUCAGCAGGGAUCGCCCACGGGGAGAGUCAUCUUGGAGCCUGAGGAGGCGAAGGCCAAGAGGGAGGCGGAGAGAAAGGCCUUCGAGUUCAGAGCCCCUACUGAACUCGCUAUACCGCCUACGGUAACAACGGGUCUUACCAUGCCACUAUCAGUUGAGGAGGGACUGCUGACAGCCAGCGGCGGGCCGGUCCAGGGCUCAGCGGAAGGAUCUAUGGAUGUGUUGCUCGAGGCGGUCCACACUAUGUAGGAGGAGGCAAGUUUAUUUUCACCUGAGCAGAGGAUAGAGGAGCCUCCUGAGAGUGAGAUGGGGGUUGUGAUGGAGGAUGUCAUCGAGGGCAGGCCCCAGAGAUUGGAUACGCCAGAGUAUAGACUGGAGGGAGUUGGGAUACGACCUGGACAUAGUACUCAGGAGUUGGAAACAGGAUCUGAGGAGCCUAUGGACGUGCCUCAGAGUUAUGAACUGAG